Tripterygium wilfordii is the source of this 1254-nucleotide messenger RNA. RefSeq names its product protein REDOX 2-like. Gene Ontology annotation, cellular component: cytosol. Gene Ontology annotation, molecular function: aldose reductase (NADPH) activity. The coding region runs from base 133 to 1107 and encodes 324 amino acids. The record is from RefSeq and is a predicted model, not a curated record. The transcript has 4 exons. NCBI's taxonomy places the organism in Eukaryota, Viridiplantae, Streptophyta, Magnoliopsida, Celastrales, Celastraceae.
GGUCGCAAAGAAGUGAUAAAAUUCUGGAAACAACCACAGCCAUUCCUCUUCAGCUAGCUUAACAAGCUUCCCACCAAACCUUCUCACUUUCCAUUACCGAAGAACUUGAAUCUAAUUGAGAAAUUAAAUAGUAUGGAAGAAGAGCAGAUGAAAAUCCCAGAAGUUACACUAAGUUCUGGUCACAAGAUGCCUUUGAUAGGCAUGGGAACAACGGCUCAUCCUCUCCCACCAAAUGACACCCUAGUCUCAGUUUUCCUCGAUGCCAUCGACACCGGCUAUCGCCAUUUCGACACUGCCUCCAUGUAUGGCUCUGAAGAAGCCCUUGGCCUUGCCGUGAAACUGGCAGUAGAGAGAGGCCUCAUCAAGAAUCGUCAAGAGAUGUUCAUUACUUCCAAGCUCUGGUGCAGUGAUGCUCAUCCAGAUCUUGUUCUUCCUGCACUCCAAUGCACUCUCAAGACACUGGGGAUGGACUAUCUGGACCUCUAUCUGAUCCAUUUUCCACUGAGACUGAAACAAGGAAGUGGUGAUUUGGGCAGUGUUCCAAAAGAGAACAUACUUCCGUUUGACAUCAACGGGACAUGGGAGGCCAUGGAAGAAUGUUCAAGGUUGGGCUUGGCCAAGUCCAUUGGAGUGAGCAACUUUGGACACAAAAAACUUACUCAACUCCUUCAACAUGCUACCAUCCCCCCUGCUGUUAAUCAGGUAGAAAUGAAUGUUUCAUGGCAGCAGCAAAAACUGCUGCAAUUUUGCAAGGAGAGAGGUAUCCAUGUGACCGCAUGGUCUCCACUGAGUGCCAACGGAGCUCGUUGGGGUACCCUACAAGUGAUGGAGAGUCCAAUUCUUAAGGAAAUAGCAGCAGCAGAACACAAGACUGUAGCUCAGGUUGCCCUACGAUGGAUAUACCAACAAGGAGCAAGUUUUGUCGUCAAGACCUUUAACAAGGAGAGGAUGAGAGAAAAUCUUCAAAUCUUUAACUCCGAGCUAAGCACAGAUGAACUGGAGAAAAUUAAGCAGAUUCCGCAGCGAAGGGGGUGGUCAGGAGAUGUGAUUGUUCACAAAGAUGGCCCCUACAAGACAUUGGAGGAACUAUGGGAUGGUGAUACAUGAUAUUAUCUCCUCCAUUUGCCAAUCCAAAACUAUGUUAUUGUCAAUCGCAAUUCGCAUCUAAUAAACUAUGAUUCUAUGUCUUCUCAGUCUAAUGUAAACUAUGUACACCAUGAUGAUUUGGAUUAUGGAGAUCCCAACUUCAAGGUC